AUGACUUCUCUGGAACAUGUGAGCUGCAGGGUUCGAGGAAUACGGGGCCCCACAAAUGGGACAAAAGACGCCUCACAGAAAAAUGUGAUUGAUUUGAGCUCCGGUGACUCUCAAAAAGCAGGCCUUAGACCCCUCUCGUUCAUUCGGCAGGUGUUGGCAGGCUGUGUCUAUCCUCCGUUGCUGGAAGACAGAACCUUCCCCGUGGAUGUGCGGCAGCGAUCUGAGACUCUCCUUGAUGCCUGUGAAGAACGUAGUGUGGGCUCCUACACAGACUCCUCAGGCUUGGACCACGUUCGACACAGCAUUGCAGAGUUUAUCACAAGUCGAGAUGGAGUGCCUUGUUCUGCCAGUAAUGUUUUCAUUUCUGGAGGAUCACAAAGAGCACUGAUGGUGAUGGUGAAGCUGCUUGCUGGUACAGAAUGGGACUUUCCGACAGGUGUUUUGACCCCGAUGCCCCCUCCACUCACUCUGCCCAUGCUGCUGGACGAGGCUGGGGUCAGUCUGGAACCUUAUCGGUUAAACAAGGACCACAAGUGGGCAGUUAAUGUGGACGAGCUGUACCGAACUUUAACUACUGCUAGGUGGCGCUGUAAACCCAGAGCCAUCUUCAUAAGUAACCCCAGCAAUCCCACAGGCCAUGUCCAAAGCAGGAAGUCCAUACAGGAAGUGAUUAGGUUUGCUGCAGCCGCAGGUCUUCUCCUAUUGGUUGAUGAGGUCUACCAGGAGUAUGUCUUUGGAGACGGAGUUGAGUUUAUUUCAUACAAGAAAAUCCUGUUUGAGAUGGGCCCUCCGUACUCAGACACUGUUGAGAUGGCAUCCUUCUAUUCUAUAUCGAGUAUUGGAGAGUGUGGUCUGAGGGCGGGGUUCAUGGAGCUGGUGAAUAUCGACCCGAGGGUGAUGCACUUCGUCGACACCAUGCUCUGCACAGACAUCAGCACUCCAGUCAUGGGACAGCUGGCCCUAGACCUGAUGGUCAAACCCCCGAAACCUGGGGACGCCUCCUAUCACACAUACACAGAGGAGAAAAAGCAUGUUGAAAAUACCCUGAAGUGGAAUUGUUGGAGAGCUUGUGAAGUCUUAAAUAAUCUGCCUGGGGUGAGCUGUGAGUCGGCGGUGGGUGGAGUCUACCUUUAUCCCUGUGUGAAUGUGCCUGUUGCAGUCGUAACGCAGGCUGAGGAGAGGGAGGUGGAGGCGGGCGCUCUGUACUGUGAUCUUCUCAUGGAGGAACAGGCCGUGCUGAUUGGACCGGGCUGCUCAUGUGGACCACCGGCUGGGACCUGUCACUUCAGGUUGUGUAUCCUGGUUUCUUCAGACAUUCUGGAAGAAGCUCUGAGUCGGAUACAGAAUUUCCACCGAGGCCUGCUGGAAUCUAACCCUGAAAUGUAA
Periophthalmus magnuspinnatus is the source of this 1386-nucleotide messenger RNA. Its product is annotated as alanine aminotransferase 2-like. The record is from RefSeq and is a predicted model, not a curated record. The transcript is spliced from 11 exons. Gene Ontology annotation, biological process: biosynthetic process. Bases 1 to 1386 code for a protein of 461 amino acids. Gene Ontology annotation, molecular function: pyridoxal phosphate binding; L-alanine:2-oxoglutarate transaminase activity. NCBI's taxonomy places the organism in Eukaryota, Metazoa, Chordata, Actinopteri, Gobiiformes, Gobiidae.